AUGGCUUCAAUAUGGAAUACAAUCACCUCGGCCCUCCCACUCCUCAUCUUCCUCGGUGUCGUCUACGCCGUGAUCCGCAUCUCCGGCCUCCUGUCCUCUUCCUCCGAACAAACCAAAUCCGACCUCAAGAAGCGCGGCGUGACGAUGGUAGAUGGCAAGCUGUCGGUCAAGACAGAUAGGCCCGCGCCGAGCAGGGAUGAGUAUAUUGCGUCGACACAGCGCGCAUUCGAGAGAGGGGCCAAGACGAUCGGAGCGCACCCCGAGGCGUUCAAGACGGGGCAGAAUGCCGAGGCGUCCGGUUUGAGCAGCGCCGUGCCCACUCCAGAGAGGAAAGGUUUCCAAAGAGGAAAGAAGCUCGCUUAG
Messenger RNA from Dioszegia hungarica, 363 nucleotides. RefSeq lists its product as uncharacterized. The transcript has 4 exons. Bases 1 to 363 code for a protein of 120 amino acids. NCBI's taxonomy places the organism in Eukaryota, Fungi, Basidiomycota, Tremellomycetes, Tremellales, Bulleribasidiaceae. The record is from RefSeq and is a predicted model, not a curated record.